Messenger RNA from Musca vetustissima, 2697 nucleotides. RefSeq names its product protein eyes shut-like. Gene Ontology annotation, biological process: establishment or maintenance of epithelial cell apical/basal polarity; heterophilic cell-cell adhesion. Gene Ontology annotation, molecular function: calcium ion binding. NCBI's taxonomy places the organism in Eukaryota, Metazoa, Arthropoda, Insecta, Diptera, Muscidae. The annotation marks the transcript as partial. Gene Ontology annotation, cellular component: plasma membrane; protein-containing complex. The record is from RefSeq and is a predicted model, not a curated record. The transcript has 3 exons.
ACAGGUGCAAAUUGUGAGGAGAAUGUCGACGAGUGUAUGUCAAAUCCAUGCCAGAAUGGUGGACACUGUCGUGACCGUAAUAAUGGCUAUACGUGUACAUGUCAACCCGGCUAUUUGGGAGAUCACUGUGAAGUUGAUGUGGCUGUUUGUGAAACGGGCACCGGUGCUCGCUGUCAAAAUGGUGGUGAAUGCCUCGAAGGACCCGGACUCGAAUUCUAUUGCGAAUGUCCGGCCGGUUGGCAUGGCCGAAUUUGUCAGGAUGAAAUCAACGAAUGUGACUCAUCGCCGUGCCAAAACGGUGGCAUGUGUGUGGACAAAUUGGCCAGUUAUGUGUGUGCCUGUCCCAUGGGCUAUACGGGGACAAAUUGCGAAGAAGAGAUCUUAAUUUGUGCCGAUAAUCCAUGCCAGAAUAAUGCCUUGUGCCUAAUGGAGGAGGGGGUGCCGACAUGUUAUUGUGUGCCCGAUUAUCACGGUGAGAAAUGUGAAUAUCAAUAUGAUGAAUGCCAAUUGGGUCCACGUUGCAUGAACGGUGGCGUUUGUAUUGAUGGUGUCGAUACGUUUUCGUGUUCGUGUCCACCACUGUUGACGGGUAUGUUGUGUGAGUGUCUGAUGAUUGGUGAAGAUUCGUUAGAUUGUAACUAUACGGCACCAGCGACCACGGCACCACCCACUCUCAAACCUAGGCCGACAGCGGAAUUGACAACUGUGAAAAGCCCAUCAGAGGAUACCACAUUAUCGGGUCAUGGAGGGGGAGGAGGAGCGGGAGGAGUAGAAGAUGUUUCGGAGUCUGUAUCAAAGUCUCAUGAAGAAGGAGAAACAGAAGAGGAAGAUGAGGAUGAUUUGAGGGGACAUGAUAAGACCAAGGGAGGUGAAGACGGAGAAGAUUCACUGGAGAGGCCUAGUACCAGACCCAGUGGUACAGGCAGUGGCACUGAUGAACAGGUAUCUGCUACCACAGCAAGUACCCAUCUUUUACAUGAAUCCACCUCGGCAUCAGAUGAAGACGAUGAUGAGGGUCAUGUAUCAUCCGCCGGAACUACAGAAACUCCCAGCACACAUGAUAGACCAAGUUCCGAAUUACCCGGCCAUGAAGAAACUGAAGACGCGGAUCACUCUGGAGAAGUAACAGCUACCACUGCCACCCAUUAUGAUGAGACAAGUGGCAGUGAUGAAAUCUCUUCAACAGUUAAACCCAUAACACCGGGACGGGGUGGAGAUGAAUAUACCACAGUUCCACUCUCCGGAGAAUCUGAUGGGGAAGAUGCCACCAGUCAAAGUGAUGAAGAUCAAACGAGUAUUUAUGUACAUCCCACGAGACCCAUUUACACUCACCAUCAGUACACCACGGUGGAGACAAGUAUAGGAAUUGAAUAUUCGACAUCCAAAUACAGUUAUGGUAUGCCAACAUAUUAUCCAACAUUGGAGAUUCCACAUGUAACCUCCAAGCCAGAAUCUGAUAGUCAUGUGAGACCACCUGGUACAGAAAAACCUGAAACGAAAUCUUCGUCAUCCGAAGAAGAUGGAGGAGAUCAUGAUUCCGAUGAUCGUUUGCCAACAACACCACGUUUUGUGAUUCGACCCGAAAUAGCCACCACAGCUGCGCCAUUCUUUACCGAAUACCCCGAAGUGGUAGUGACAACAAAAUACAUGGAUCUUAGCCCUGCUGGAGGACAUGCACCCACAACACAAUCACCCAUGCGUGGACCGUCCUACACAGUGACAACCAUCAGCUCAUCAUUUGAUUACGAAACAAUUGAAGUGUCCACAAUGAGUCCUGGCAUAUCGGUUACUGUACACAUACCCGAAAAUCGUACCUACCAUCCGUACACCCCACUAACAACGCUGGCGCCCAGUACCUCGAUUUAUCAUCCGGCCACAACAUAUGUUAGCAAAACAGAUUAUGAGACAACACCCCAUUAUCAAGGGCCACCAACGUCACAUCCCUUGCCACAUCAUCCGGAUGCACCCACAACAACAGGACAUUCACUAUAUACCGAAGACCAUCAUUAUCAUCAUGGUACCACAACCGUGUCACCAUCGUCGUCCUCAGCAGGAGGACCAGGAGGAGCCGGUGGAGCAGCAGCAACAACAUCUGCCACACAAACAUCACAACAUAUGCCCGAUGUGCCAAUGACAACAACAGCCGCCACAAUGACCACCGUAUUAGGUGGACAGGGAGGAAUGGCCACAACACAAGGUCCCCGCGUGGCAACGACCACAGAGUACAAGCCAAUUAUAACAUAUGUGCCACCAACAACGUACAGUGUACCCACCUAUCGACCGGCCACAUCUCCACCGGCAACAUCGGCGCCAGCCACCACAAAGCCACCAACAUUAACAACUUUACCUCCUCCGCCCCCACCACCAACAUCACAAUAUCCGCAAUCGUCGCAUGUACCAAGUGAAACAUCCCCCACUUCAGCUGCCCCAGCAUAUGGUACACAAAUUCCUGUUGUUUCUUCGAAAUACCCUCCGGUCACCGAAGCAAGCAGUGAAGAGGAGGAAAGCGCAAAUACCGUUGGAACUGGUUUGGGAGUACCGACAUCAGGUGGUAGUACAGAUAUUGAACCACACACCGAUUGUAUUAAAAUGGGUUGCUAUAAUGGUGGAACGUGUGUCACCACAUCGGAGGGAUCAAGGCUGGCGAUCUAUAAUGAUGAACCAUGGCAAAAACCCACCCCAUCUGGCGAGCAAUAA